AUGGCAGAAAGUUAUGUAAAGACAGAACUAGAGGAAAAGAGGACUUCCACAAGGAUUGGCGGAACCAGCAGCGAAAUGGUUGUUUUCACAAGUGAAAUUCCCGUCACUGUUAAGCAAGAAGAAACGGAGACAUCUUGCAACAUGAGUGGCCAAGAGAGUACGAAUUUACCCAUUACCUCAACGAGCUACGCGGAACAUUCCUUUGUAGAAGUACGAGCCCUUGAUGACGUAUUGAGUAUCCAAAUAAGUAAUGUUCAAGGUUCACUUCCUUUCCAAAAUGGUUCUGAUGAAGAAAUACCGUUUUUAGGCAAGCAGAAAGAAAACCAAAUGGAUAAAUCACUAUUUAGUGAUAAACAACUGAAAUCAAAUUUUCGUUACAGCAACCAUGGGAACACUGUAUCAGAGGUUCAAGAAUUAUAUCGAGACGUGGAAUUCACUAAAGAUACAGCCACACAAAAGGAAACUCAUUCUAAGGAGAAUGAAUUGCGAUCUCCCAUAAGUCAAACCAGAUUUUACAAUGGGAUACAAUUGGCCGAUAUAGCAGAAAAAGAGAAAGAAAUAUAUUGUCAUUCAAGGUCUUCCAACGAAGAAGUAUCAGGUGCGGAAAACCACCCUGCAGGCGGUUCAACAACGGUAUUUUCAGCUUUUCAAGCGAAUAACGAAUCCCUAUUUCCAGUAUAUCAGAUGGGUAACGACAAGGCGAUGCGGGUAAACCAGUUUGACACCCAGAAUGGCACCCACGAAACAGCAUCAUCUUAUCAAACUGGCAUCAGCAAGCUUCCGUCAUCAAAUGAGAUCUUAAACGAAAACGUCCCUCUUUACCACGUGGGCACUGUGAAAGAAAUGGCUGCGUCACAGACAAGACUCAUCGAAAGGGAACCACGAUGCCAGGUCAGGAACUAUCAACCAGAAGUAUCGGAGUCUUUAGGUGGUCAGGUUGUCAAUUCUGGCGAAUCCCUCAGGUUUAACCAGAGACAGAUAAACGACGCAGGGCUAAACUAUAACAUGAACGCCAUAUAUAAGUGCUGUAAGUGUGGCUGCCAUUCAUCAGCGCAGAGUAACCCUUACUACGGCCUUCCACCUGGUUUAGAAAGCCAGCGCCCAUCAGUUAUUAUGGUUCCUGUAAACUGGAACAGCAUAGCCUCUGGGACGUCGCACAUGCCUUUGAAGGUAGGACGACAGUUGAGGUUUCUUGCGUGUUUUAGUAGGAGUCUUACGAAACUACGACGGUGACCGCAACGGGAACGACAAAGCAACAAUAGGUUUAGUGACAAAAACAACACUCUGCACGUGCAUCACGCUUUUCUGUAAAUUUCUUUGCCGUCCCUGCACAACUACGACGUGAAAUGACCAAAUGUUAAGUUUACUCGAGAACGGGAACCGGGCAAGGCGAUAAAUUCUACCAUCUCUGUCUGAACUCAGGCGUGAUCCCUUAAUUCUCUUAAGCUCUAAUCCAAAUUCCUUUCUUUUAAGUAACCGGGCGACUUGGGAUAAUCGCGAAAAAAAAAGUAAAACGAUUGCUAAGUCUAUUUUUCAGCGACGUUUUCAUGGACGUCGAUGUUGUAGGAUCGUAAUGUUCCUAGAAAGUCGCUGCCGGCGUUAGCUUAACCCUUUCACUCUUAGAAAAACUAUGGCGAAACUGUUUGCCUCUCUGAUUUCGGCAAGCCUAGAUUUUUUCAGGCUUUAUUUCGUAGCUACGUAAGUUGCGAUGUUCCUCUUCUCUUCUUCCGCUGUCAGUGUCCCAGUGUAUUCCACAGUCUAGUGUGCAUGCAUACCCAGAUUGUGUUCUUAAUUGUCAUGAAAGACGUUGUCACCACAGAUGUUUUGACUUUUAAGAAUUUAAAGGCUGGCGAUUUGUAACAUGGGAAGCCGAUUGAAUUUUACGCAAAUGAUACAUAGAUACUGAGCGCAAAAGGAAAAAUCACACUUCCCUUAAGAAACAAAAGCAACGUAUGAGGGAUACAUGGAUACCGAGAAAAUAUGAAUCUGUAAGAUUUUUAUGCCGUGAAAUGUUGAUACUGCUCUUAAAACUGCAGUAGAUUGACCCAGUAUAAAAGUGGGUUGAUUGAACGGUAUUCACCGGAUGUCUCUUAAACAGCUCUUAAUAUCAUCUUAUGGUAUUAAGCAUCGCGUUUACGACAAACGGCAAGUGAGAGAUUCAGGUUGAGAAAUUUUCAAAAUGAGAAAUGAACAGUUAAAACACCUUAAAACAAUUUUUAUGGAUAGAAUUGGCGUGAAUCUACCGAUUUCCGUGCAGUUAUAAUGAACAGUAAACGACAAGUAAAGUGGAAACUUGGUCACGUGGCACAAAUUCACGUUUGCCUUUUGCCGUUUGCCGUAAACGCGAUGCUUAAUCUCUCUAUAACAAUUACUAGUUAACGUUUACCUGCACUGUAACAUGUUGGCUAAACGUCGGCCAAUAGGUUGAAGCAAUUUUUUUGAAGCCUAUCAGUAAAAAGGGGAAGUGUGACGUAAUGUUACUAUGGUACCAAAAUUCCUGAAUCUCAACAAUCUUUCUUGACCAGAGACGGCCAUUUGCAUUGUCGAACGAUGGAAGAAAAGGUGCGGGCUAUCGUUUUGUCCCUGAAAGCAAUCAUGAACAGAGAAGUCAUGCAUGUCAAUUUUUGUCUUUUUUCUGCCAUAUUUGCAGUACCACGGAUAGUUGAGAUCCAGAAAUUUUGCUACCAUGGUACUUUGGCGUUGCCACUUCUCCUCUCUGUUGUGUUAAUUCUUGCCCCCCAGAGCCUCUGGUUUCGUUUGAUCACGUGAUCAACAAAACUAGUUCGCCAAGUUUUCACUACCUUUACUGUAAUACUGUUUACAUAAGCAAUCAAUGAUGUUUUUUUGUCUCUUUUGCAGGGUAAUACACCUUACUCGCUAGCGUCAAAAAAUUGGCGAAACGUCUCUAAUAUUGCGGUAAGCGACGUUUUUACGUUAUUUGAUUGUUUUUUGUUUUGUUUUUUUUUAACGAAAGCUUUGACUUGCAGAGUAAUUGGUAAAAUUGACAAAUUCAUGAAGAAAUAUAGCUGUCACACUCACUCACUUUGAAAUCUUAGAUUUCUACUGGAGUUUCUGAUUUUCUCGGCCAUUUAACUCAAAUUCGCGCUUUUGUAUCCUUUAAGGGUCAACAAUUUGAGUCUGAUUCAUCUGACGACGAUGAUGACGAACGAGAAGAUAGGUAUUUUCGAUGGAACAUUGAUGGCACAACAGCGAGGUUCAAGCUGACACGUGAAGACUGGGAAAGGAUUCCAAUUAAUACUUUCCCAAGCGGUGGCCGACUGUUGAGUGGCGACUGGACAAGAAUCUUUCUUGAAAAAGUCAAAGAAAGCAACCCAUGGUGCAGUUUACGCUUCAAAAAUAAUCACGUGAGAUCAGAAAACUCGCGCAAAAUCCACUCAGCGGUUUUCUUCAGAGGAGGCGCAGAAUGCAAGCGACCGGAGUGCAAUGUGAAAUACGUGGGUAAUGUUUGCCACAGCAGCCGGCCUGGAGUGAGUGAUAGCGCCAUUAGACGAAACAAGCGAGUUCGUCGGACGAAUUCGUCGUGA
This is a messenger RNA of Porites evermanni, 3545 nucleotides long. The record is from the annotation of a GenBank genome assembly. NCBI's taxonomy places the organism in Eukaryota, Metazoa, Cnidaria, Anthozoa, Scleractinia, Poritidae.